AUGGAUUAUCAGAACCGUGCCGGUUCCAAGUUCGGCGGUGGAGGCGUAGCCAGCCACUCAGCGACCAACGCCGACCGACGCGAACGGCUUCGUAAGCUCGCCCUCGAGACGAUCGACCUCGACAAAGACCCCUACUUCUUCAAGAACCACGUCGGCUCAUUUGAGUGCCGUCUCUGUCUCACCGUACACCAAAACGAUGGCUCCUAUCUUGCCCACACCCAAGGCAAGAAGCAUCAGACCAACCUCGCACGGCGCGCGGCAAAGGAGCAGAAGGAAGGCAAGAGCCAAGUCGACCCGCAGACUGGUCUCCCCAUGGGCGUCGUCGGCGCUGGCUUCAGCGCGCUCGGUCUAGGCGCGAAUGGCGUGCGGCGCAACGUUGUGAAGAUUGGACGUCCCGGCUACAAGAUCACCAAAGUCCGCGACCCAGUCACAAGACAGCAGGGUCUGCUCUUCCAGCUUCAGUUCCCGGAUAUCGCCAGCGACGUCACUCCCAAGUGGCAGGUCAUGAGCGCCUUCAGCCAGAGAGUAGAGGAAGCGGACAAGAACUUCCAGUAUCUGCUGGUGGCGGCGGAGCCAUAUGAGACUUGUGGCUUCAAGAUUCCGGCGCGUGAGCUCGACAAGCGCGAGGACAAACAAUUCAGCUUUUGGGAUCCCGAUGCCAAGGAGUACUGGAUCCAAGUGAUGUUCAUGACCGAGAGAGAGGAGCGCUUCGGCGCGGCGCCCGGUCUCGCCGGUCGGAGGUGA
This is a messenger RNA of Phaeoacremonium minimum UCRPA7, 744 nucleotides long. RefSeq names its product putative splicing factor 3a subunit 2 protein. The coding region runs from base 1 to 744 and encodes 247 amino acids. The transcript has a single exon. Gene Ontology annotation, biological process: spliceosomal complex assembly. NCBI's taxonomy places the organism in Eukaryota, Fungi, Ascomycota, Sordariomycetes, Togniniales, Togniniaceae. Gene Ontology annotation, cellular component: nucleus; U2 snRNP; catalytic step 2 spliceosome. The record is from RefSeq and is a predicted model, not a curated record. Gene Ontology annotation, molecular function: nucleic acid binding; zinc ion binding.